Messenger RNA from Entamoeba dispar SAW760, 1530 nucleotides. RefSeq lists its product as uncharacterized. Lineage: Eukaryota; Evosea; Mastigamoebida; Endamoebidae. Bases 1 to 1530 code for a protein of 509 amino acids. The record is from RefSeq and is a predicted model, not a curated record. The transcript is spliced from 3 exons.
AUGGAUAAUGAUGAUAGAUUUAAUCAAGUCAAUACUCUCAUUAGAAAAGAAGGAAUAACAAUCAAAGGAUAUUGUGUGAAUGAUAAAAGAAUGAUUUGUUUCAGUGAUAAUAAUAGAAUCAUUUAUUAUAACAUUGAUACACAAGAAAGUAUAAUUCAUACACCACCACCAUUAAUGAAAUCAGCACCAAUUAUUAGUAUUGAUUGUUAUGAAGAUUUAAUACUCACAAAUUCAAUGAUUUCAGGAACAACCAAAGGAUACUUUUUAUCAGCAAGAAUCUUUACAUUAUAUUCAAAUGAUAAAACACUGAGAGUAAUUGAAUAUCCUGAUACAUCGAUUGUUGGAUUUGGACAACGAGGACAUGUUGAUGUAUUAUCAAAUUCAUGUUUAACACAUGUUACAGCAAAAACAAAAGAAGUCGGACAAUUUAUGUUAGCAACAAGUAAAUCAGUAUUUUUAUGGUUAUGUGAUUUAAAUGAUGAGAAAAUGAAUAGAAAUGAAUCAAAAUAUCAGAGUUGUAUUCCACCAUUCACAUGUCCACCAACAGAAUAUUAUCUGUAUAAAAAAUCCAAAGAAACACUCCCACAUCUUUGUAUAUUACAUAAUAACACAAUAAGUUUGUAUGAAGAAAGAUUUGAUGAAGGGAAAUUUAGUAUUGAAAUAAUUAAAGAAAUCAAAGUUAAAUCACCAAUAUCUAUUAUUUGCUGUGAUACAAUCAUUUUAACACAAUAUAAUAAUCAAAUUAAAGUUAAUCAAGGGAAUAGAGAGAAAGAAAUAAUAAAUAAUACACCAAUAGAAGAAAUUCAGAAUAAUGAUAAAAUGAUAGUAAUACUCACAAUGAAUAGAUUCAAAAGUAUAGACAUUCCAACAGAAGAAGAAAUGAUAGAUGAGAUAGAAAAUGAAGAAGAACAAAUAAAGAUAUGCAUUGAAAGAAAAGGAACAAUGAAAAGAAAAGGAAAAGAAAUCAUAAGUAAAAUGGCAAAAGAAGGAAAAGAUUGUUGGGAAUAUGCAAAAGAAUUAGAAUGUGUUGAUACAUUAAUUGAAUCCACUCCUGAUGAACAAAAAGAAAUAAUAAUGAAUAAAAUAAUUUCAGAAAUAAAUGAGAAAGGAAAGAAAAUUGAAAUAAAUAAGAAAAAUGCAUGGGAAAUAUUUGUGAUGGGAUUGAAAAAUAAAGAUAGUACAAUAAGUGAAAGAAUAAUAGGAUGUUAUUCAAAUAUAUUAGAUAUUGCAUCUGUGAUCAGUAUAUGUAUUGAAUAUUCAAGAUAUUCUACUAUUUUCACAAUGUAUAGGUCAUUAGGGAAAAAGACAAUUGAAGCAUUUCGCAUUGUUUCACAUAACAUUCUCAAACAUGGAAUCACACCAACAAGUUUAAUUGAAGAAAGCAUGAAGAACAAUAUUGAAAUGCUUAUCACAAAUGCAGAAAGAUGUAAUGCAGAAGGAGAUGAUAAAGAAAUAAUUAAGAUAGUAUUUAAUAAUACAUAUGGAAUGACAUUAAUUGAAGAAUUAUUAUUUGUAAAGACAAAACAAUAG